Molecule: messenger RNA, 2379 nt
Organism: Pogoniulus pusillus (Red-fronted tinkerbird)
Lineage: Eukaryota; Metazoa; Chordata; Aves; Piciformes; Lybiidae
Gene: GAS2
Product: growth arrest specific 2
Exons: 9
Coding region: 226-1248 (340 amino acids)
Biological process (GO): actin crosslink formation
Cellular component (GO): actin filament
Molecular function (GO): microtubule binding; actin filament binding; cytoskeletal adaptor activity
Source: RefSeq, a predicted model, not a curated record
CCCGGAGGGUGUUGGCGGACAGCCCCGGGCAGCCCGCGGAGGUCUGGGGGCCGCGGCGAGUUUGCUUGGUCCUGCCCCCGAGGGGCAGAGCUGGAAGCAGCGCUUCCCGCACUCAUGGCAAAGCCAUUAGCUCAGCCUCAGUGUGGAGGGGCCCCGAGGAGGACGAACGCCUCCCCGCGCAGCGCAGAGCCCGGCUCGGCGGCGGGUACAAGAAGCAGAUAAGCAAUGUGCACUGCUCUGAGCCCGAAGGCACGUGGGCCUGGCCUCUCUGAUAUGCAUCAAUACAGUCAGUGGCUUGCAAGCAGACAUGAGGCCAACCUGUUGCCAAUGAAAGAGGAUUUGGCCCUAUGGCUCACAAACCUACUGGGUAGAGAAAUAACAGCAGAAACCUUUAUGGAGAAAUUGGAUAAUGGUGCCUUGCUUUGUCGGUUAGCUGAGACCCUGCAGGAGAAAUUCAAAGAGAACAGCUUUGAUGCAAACAAGCCUGGCAAAGUUGGACAUUGCGGUGACGGCUUUGGAAGUACUCAAAAAAGCAGCCUUGAUUUAAAAGGUGGUAGAGAAAUUUAUGAGACCUUGCCAGUACGGAAGAUUCCAUGCAAAGCCAACGCUCCUUCAGGGUCUUUUUUUGCACGGGACAACACAGCAAACUUCUUAUCCUGGUGCAGAGAUGUAGGGGUGGAUGAUACCUGCCUGUUUGAGUCAGAAGGUUUGGUUCUCCACAAGCAGCCAAGAGAAGUGUGCCUUUGUUUGUUGGAACUUGGAAGGAUUGCAGCAAGGUUUGGGGUGGAGCCUCCAGGAUUAAUAAAGCUGGAAAAAGAGAUUGAACAAGAGGAAACUCUUUCAGCCCCCCUUCCGUCUCCUUCACCAUCACCAACGAAGUCGCCUGGGAAAAAGAGCACAGGAAAACUGUUGGAUGAUGCUGUUAAACACAUUUCUGAAGAUCCACCUUGUAAAUGCCCUAAUAAGUUCUGUGUGGAGCGUCUUUCCCAAGGAAGGUACAGAGUUGGAGAGAAGAUCCUCUUUAUUAGGAUGCUGCACAACAAACACGUGAUGGUUCGUGUUGGAGGGGGCUGGGAGACCUUUGCAGGGUACUUACUGAAGCAUGACCCCUGCCGAAUGCUGCAGAUCUCCCGAGUGGAUGGCAAAACUUCUCCAAUCCAGAGCAAAUCUCCAACCCUCAGGGACAUGAAUCCAGACAAUUAUCUGGUUGUUUCUGCCCACUACAAAAGCAAGAAGGAGAUUAAGUGAAGUAAGCUUCUCUUGUUAUCAGGACUCUACAUAGGUAGGUCCCAAUUACUUUUCUCGAGUGUAGUGAAUUUAGUUUCUGCUUUAAAAAGGACUUUGGAAGAUUUAAGACAGACUGGGAAUGGCAGCCCAUUUUGAAGACCUCUUUGAAAUGCAGAACUAUUUAUUUCUAGUACUGUAUCUUUUACAGCAAAUUACCCUUGCUAGGCUAAUUACUACAAUCAGAUAAGAAACAGACAUAUAUUUUUAGCCAAAUUAUUACUCUUUAAUACCUGAAUGUAUUCCUUAGAGUUACAUAAGGGAGUGGAUCCUGUAAAGGGAAGAAAAUACACACUACAAUGUAUUUGUAUGGAAAUCCUUGACUCUUAGACUAGUUAACAAAUAUAUAUGCAGGUGGAAAAAUGACUAUCUGUGGAAAUGAUUUGGUACUGCCUCUCGACCUGAAAUAAAAGAAUUGACUAUUUUUAUGGGUGGCAAGAUUUUCUUAGCCAGCAGAAUAUAAAGACUUACUGCAUGCCAAACAACUUCCCCCAAGGGAUUACUUUAAAAGAAGCCCAAGAAAAAGACCCCUCACACCUUCAACUCUUCAAAGCUAAAGACAAUGCUCAGUGCUAGAUCUCUAUGUGUAGAGCCUUCCUGUUUUUCACCAGCUGCCCAAUAUAGAAGCAGGGGGAAGCUGAGAGGUUGCCCCUUCCUCUGCAGGACAACAGCAGUGGGGUGAGGUACUGCAGCCCACAGAGGCAACCAUAACAGGCACUCAGCCUCCUGCCCCUAGGAGGAGCUUCAGAAGAUGCUAGUCCCUCCUGAGUCACAAAACACUGCUCCCAAAUCUGAGCUUCUCCUUCCCCUUAGUUUCAGUGUUGGCUGGUCACACCAAAUGUGAACUAUUCCUUACCCUGUCAGCAGAGUGAUUCACCUGCUUGUAAAUCAUUCACACACCUCUAAAAUAGCUAAAGGCAUUUGGGGGGGGGGCUUAGUUCAUGAUUUUGGCUACUUUUCUAUGUUUAUAUUUGAUAAUUUAUGUGCCUUGUAAUGUCCUAGGAGAAGCAUUUUAUAGGGUUAUUUCACUGACUGGAUACAUUUGAGCAGAACUCAGUCUUUUCAUUAAAAAGGAAAUAAAUGUUUUUAAAACAC